Messenger RNA from Aspergillus nidulans FGSC A4, 174 nucleotides. RefSeq lists its product as uncharacterized. NCBI's taxonomy places the organism in Eukaryota, Fungi, Ascomycota, Eurotiomycetes, Eurotiales, Aspergillaceae. The transcript has 2 exons. The coding region runs from base 1 to 174 and encodes 57 amino acids. The record is from RefSeq and is a predicted model, not a curated record.
AUGGCUCCCAUUGUGCACUUUGCUAGCAGCCUCAAGAAGUCUUCGGAGAGCUUCUAUACUUGGUGUAAUGACUUCGGUCGGGUCUGGCCCAAAGCUCACGUCUCCUGCGACAUGAGCAAUGCCAUCAACAUCCUUGAGAACAGUGUCCCAGACGCAGGCGGUAUUCCGAUCUAG